AUGCAAUUUAUCUCAUCGCCACUCGCACCCCCGACCAGGGAGAUUGAUCGAGCACUACCGUUGCAUAAAGCGACGAAACCGACAAACUCAAUAUUUUUGCAAAUCGUCGCGGAUAGCCAACUCGCCAGGAGUUUUGGUGAUCCAGACACCAAAUAUACCUCAAAAAGCUACGAUCUACCGCCCACCUUCACAGUAAUGUCAAUUCAACCGACCGGACGGUUCACUACUUCGCCAUCUUCAUCGAUGAGGCUCAAUCUUAUGAAUCAUCUGAUUGAGGAAGCGGGAAAGGGAGCCGAAAAGAAGUGGGGGAGUGUUAAGUACACAACCGAGCACAGGCCUCUUAUCGAAUCUUUAAACGAAUUUCAGACUAUUUGUCACCAUAGCUAUCACGACAAAGUGGAAGAAAGUGCCGCACAAUCAUCGUUGGAUAGCGCGACGACAACGGCUAGUCGGUUGAUAUCAUUUGCACAGGCUCCGCCUACCAAACUAUGCGUCUGUCGAAUGUCAACCACUGCCACCUCUACAACAUCUGGAAUCAAAGUAUCAUUGUUCAAUCAGGACCAAUGGGAGAAGUUUUAUCCUCAAACUGAAAUGAUUCUGACUAGGAACAAAGGACGUCAACUGUUUCCACUCCUGAACUAUAUUCUGAAAGGAUUGGAUCCAGAUUCAGUGUAUGCAGUGUUUCUACAUUUUGAGAGAGUCGAUAACUAUAAAUACGAGUUCUCGUGCAAUAAAUGGGAAAAGAAACAAAGUGGUAAUGAGAUUCCACCAAUUGAAAUGAAACAACACAUUCAUGGAUGGAGAAAUGGAAGUCAUUGGAUGAAUGGUCCAGUUUCAUUUAAACAUGUCAAGCUCACUAAUGAUCCAGAUAACACCAAAGUAGACAGUGUUUAUGUACAAUCCAUGCAUAAACAUCUCCCGGUUAUCAGCAUUCUGAAAACGGGAGAUACAGUAAAAGAGGAAUUUCGAUUGGGACUCACGGAGUUUAUUGGUGUCACUUCUUAUCAGAAUACUCACAUAUGUUCCCUGAAAAUCGAAUUGAACCCCCAUGCUACCCGAUUCAAAGUAACUGGCGGGCAUAAUAAGGUAUCCGAGGAGAAGAAUAAACGACGAGGAAUUAAGCGCCCAGCCCAGAAUCUACCGUACCAAUUUUCUCUGUCAGAAAUGCAAGCAGCUCCUCAAUUUGUUAACCAGUACUCUGUACGUGUGCACCCAAACCAGGAGAAUCAAAUAGGAAUGUACCCUAUGCAAAUGGCUCCCGGAAUACCUGGCACCACACACACUUAUAAUUCUCAAGGAUUAUCAAACAACUAUCCGUAUCAACAGCAGAACCAAAUGAUGAUCAAUAUGGUACCAUGGUACCCAAUGAACAUGUCAAUGGGACCAUGGCAAGGAAUGCAUAUGUACCCUGGUAUGGUAGCAAAUAUGGUUCCACGGAUGCCACUUACUAGCUAUUCUCAAAAUUGGCAGUAUCCACAGGGCAGUAUGGUACCAUGGAAUGGAGAAUAUGGACAACGUGAAGCAGGAAAUUAG
Molecule: messenger RNA, 1533 nt
Organism: Caenorhabditis remanei
Lineage: Eukaryota; Metazoa; Nematoda; Chromadorea; Rhabditida; Rhabditidae
Exons: 8
Coding region: 1-1533 (510 amino acids)
Biological process (GO): positive regulation of DNA-templated transcription; regulation of transcription by RNA polymerase II; cell fate specification
Cellular component (GO): nucleus
Molecular function (GO): DNA-binding transcription factor activity, RNA polymerase II-specific; RNA polymerase II cis-regulatory region sequence-specific DNA binding
Source: RefSeq, a predicted model, not a curated record